AUGGCUUUACCUGUUCUCAAUGGUAUUUGUCAGUUUAUUCAUCCAUUUUUACCAUUUCUAAACAGUCAUAAUGUUGAUUAUUUAACUGAUGAUCAUUGGAAUGUUUAUUUACCACAAUAUAUACGUGAUUCUUUAUUAUCGUCUAAGACGGAACAGAUUUAUGAUUUGUACGAUAAUCAUUCGAACGCUAGUGAAUCAGAAAUGCCAUUCAACAAACAAAUAACAACGUUGGAAUCUCUCUUCGAUAUAAUUAUUUAUUGGAAAAAACAGAUCAAACAAUUGACUUUAACUUCCUCGACAUAUAAACAAGACCUCGAUAAUAUAAAACAUCUUCAAAAUGAUGAACAACGCAAAAAACCACCAGCUAAUUUGUCAAGAUUUAUGAAUGAAAAAAAAGAACAUGAAGUUGAUAGAUUAGUAGAGUUGAUUGCACAUUUAGCCAGUGUUACACAAAGUGACGUGAUAGUCGAUUAUGGAAGUGGAAAAGGUUAUUUGGAUGGAGAAUUAAUUCAACAAUAUAAUUUGAAAGUAUUAGCCUUAGAAUCACAAAACCAAACGGUAAAUAGUGCCGAAAAACGUUUAAUAUUAAUGAAUAAAAAGCAGCACCAACAUUUCGAUGCAAACAAUUAUAAACAUACAACUGUUUACAUUGAUAAUAAAACAAAUAUUGAAGAAUUAUGUUCCGAAUACUUUCCAACAUCAACGUCAAUAAUUGUUACUGGUCUUCAUGCAUGUGGCUCAUUGUCGUCUACAAUGUUGUGGCAUUACAUUCGUAAUGAGAAAAUUAAAGUAUUAUGUAACGUUGCUUGUUGUUAUCAUUUAUUAGAGGAAAAAUUUGAUGUAAAUCCAUUUACAAAAGAGUACAGUGACAAUGAUGAACGAAGUUUUCCACUAUGUCAGAAACUAAUUGACAAUCAGUUUAAACUUGGUCGUAAUGCGCGUAUGCUCGCAUCACAAUCAAUAGAACGAAAUAGAAAUAAUAAAAUUAGAAUGGGAGCGCCUCAACGAGAUAUAACAAUCGAUUAUUCAACAUCCAUAAAUGAACUUCUUACCGAGAAACAUUUGUCAUUUUUAUCUGGUUACGGUCGAUCGCAUCACAAAUAUGAAUACGGUAUAACGGAUUAUUUGCGAAUGAGUGGGAUAUACUGGGUAACAACAUGUUUAGAUUUGUUACAUGGAUUAGAUCAAUUAGACACUGAUGAUAUCAUAAAUUUUAUCAAAUCUUGUCAAAAACCAUCCGGUGCCUUUUCACCAUCUACGCAACAUGACGAGCAUUUAUUGUAUACGUUGUCUGCUGUACAAAUACUAGUUAUAUUAGAUCGAUUAGAUAUUAUUGAUAAAGAAAAGCUAUGUUCUUAUAUAAAGCAUUUACAACAAGAAGACGGUAGUUUUGCUGGUGAUGAUUGGGGAGAAAUCGAUACACGUUUUUCUUUUUGUGCUGUGGCAUGUCUAUCGUUAAUCAAUUGUUUGAAUUCUGACGUCAUUAAUAUUGAGAAAGCUACAUCAUUCGUUGUUAGUUGCAUGAAUUUUGAUGGAGGUUUUGGAUGUAUGCCUGGCGCCGAGUCUCAUAGUGGACAAAUAUAUUGUUGUGUCGCCUAUUUGUCGAUUGUUCACAAACUAGAACUUAUUGAUACAAAUCAGUUAGGCUGGUGGUUAUGUGAGAGACAACUGGAAUCCGGUGGACUUAAUGGUAAAUUAAAAACACCUGUUUAUAAUGAUAUAUCGUCUACUGUUUAUUUUGUUAUAGGCAGACCAGAAAAGUUGCCAGAUGUGUGUUACUCAUGGUGGGUAUUAGCCUCUUUGAAAAUAAUUGGCCAUUCAAAAUGGAUCAAUCACCACAAACUAAAACAAUUCAUAUUAGCAGCACAAGACGAUGAAACAGGCGGGUUUGCCGAUCAACCGAAAAAUGUUCCCGAUCCAUUUCAUACAUUAUUUGCAGUCACUGGUUUGUCAUUGAUCAACGCCUACUCAGAGAGUAUCAUUAAACAAGUCAAUCCUGUUUAUUGUAUGCCACAAUAUGUUAUUGAUAGAAUUGGUAUUCAGAUACAAUUGUUGUAG
This is a messenger RNA of Didymodactylos carnosus, 2058 nucleotides long. The record is from the annotation of a GenBank genome assembly. Lineage: Eukaryota; Metazoa; Rotifera; Eurotatoria; Philodinida; Philodinidae.